UCAGUGAAAUGACACUGAUACCCACAUCGCUGGUACAUCUAGGAUAGCACACGUAUAUAUUCUAGUUUAAAAUCACUAACCACGGUCACUAAAAACUAUACACCGUUAACGUUGUUACUACGAUCACAUUGACACUGUUCUCGUAAGAAUCUGUUUUCACCGAAAUCUCACUGAAAUUGUUAACUCCGGGACCUCACGAAGAUUGGUUUUUACCGGGAUCACACGGAAACUGUUGUCAUCGAGAUCACACGGAAACUGUUGCCAUCGAGAUCACACGGAAACUGUUGUCAUCGAGAUCACAUGGAAACUGUUUCACCGGGAUCACGCGUAAACUGUUGUCAUCGAGAUCACACGGAAACUGUUGUCAUCGAGAUCACAUAAAAACUGUUGUCAUCGAGAUCACGCGGAAACUGGGAUUAAUGGGAUCACACGAAAACUGGGAUUAACGGGAUCACACGGAAAAUGGGAUCACCGGGAUAUCACGGAAACUGAUAUUAAAUGGAUCACACGGAAACUGAUAUCAACGGCAUCACACGGAAACUGGGAUCACCAGGAUCACACAAUUUUAUACAAACUUAACAACGGAAACUGUUAUCGCGGUGAUAAUGCGGAAACUGUUUUAAUCUUGAACACAUAGGCCUGAUAUAACCGGGAGCUCACAGAAACUGUAUCGGUAUCAGACAGGAUCUCAAAAGCAGUUGAAACAUGUGCACAAGCCGAGUGAAAAGUGGUGGGAAAAUAUGGUUACUAGUAGCUUAUUACUGUAAUCGUGUCAGACUUUGAGUCAAACAUACGAAUGCAAAGGCGUUCUUGAAAAUUUUGAUAUUUUUAUGAGUAAAAUGAAUUACAUUACUCUGAACGUGAGGGGAACUAUAUUCAUUGUCGAGCAAACUUUCGUUAAUGAAAAUUUGAAGCCGUCUUCACCAUUGUUCGACCUCAAUGAGAACUCCAAGUAUUACAAUAGAGAAAGGGACGAAUUUUACUUCAACAGGAGUGCGCUGGUGUUUGACGCGGUGCUCGACUAUCUCGCUACCGGAAGUCUCCAUGUUCCAGGAAACGUAUGCCCGGGGAAAUUUCAAAGGGAUUUAGACUUCUGGGGAGUUCCUAAUCACAAAAUAGAGAAAUGUUGCUGGAAUGUGCUUUACAGAGCAGAUGAGGAUAUUGCAACUAUCGAGAAACUGUUGAAUCAUAUUUCAUGCGAUAGCACAACCAGACGUGAUCAGGUCUCCGAACAUGCUGCUGUAAAUUGCUGUUCAAGGUCUUCUAUAUACAGUGUUCUAACAGACAACUCAACAAACGGUGGAAAGGUUUGGUACGGGGUACUGUGUGUGACGAUCCUCUUGUCUACCUUCCUCUUCGUCAUCGUGUCCGUCCCAGCAUUCCGUGUACCGGUAGACAAUACGAAAACCUACCCAUAUAGUGUGCCGUCCAACACGGCCUUUAUGUACUACACAACACGCCCACAUUACGCCGUAGUUGUUCUGGACAGCGCUUGUAACAUAAUUUUCACGGUCGACUGGCUUAUCCGAUUUUUCUGCGCACCAAGCAAAGCAUCAUUUAUUCGGGGGUUCCUUCCUUGCGUGGAACUUAUCUCCUGGGUGUUUCAGUGGAUUACUUUGGUGAUGGAGAUUUACCGGGACUCACUUGCUGUUGACGGUCUAUAUCCAGUCUUGUUUAUUAUUUCGUUAAUCUGUUGUACGAGAGUAUUACGAGUCUUCAGGCUCAUCAGCCAUAAUGUCGGAGUUAAGGUUUUGAUCUUGUCCUUGAAGUCAAGCGCCAGAGAACUGUUUCUACUUGCUGUGGGUUUCGGUUGUGUAGCCAUCAUUUUUGGUCUUCUUCUUUACAUGGCGGAAUUAGGAACAGAUUCUGAGGUGACGCUCCCCAAUGUCCUUGUGUCCAUCUGGUGGGCAGUGGUAACGAUGACAACAGUGGGUUAUGGGGAUUAUUAUCCGACUACCCCACAAGGCUAUUGCAUAGGUUGUUUAUGUGCUCUGACGGGGAUUCUGCUGAUUGCCCUUCCGAUGGCUGUCACGUCGUCAAAUUUCAGUGACUUUUACACGUUUAAUAAAUAUCGCGAACGAUACAUGAAAUCGCUAGACACAAAAGAUGAUUCGGAUACCUAAAAUAACCGAAUGACAAUAAUUAAAAUAUGCGAACUUUGGUAUUUGACAAUAAGUGUGUUUAGCGUUUGAUUAGGAUUUUUCCUGCUAAGCAAACCAUGAUCAUUAAAAAUACCUAAAUCCGGAGUUCGAGCUAACUAUGUUGUUUACGUUGUAUACCCGAUACUGCAGUAUGUGGAUAAUUCUGGUUGUCAUGCCUAAUUGUUCUCCUCGGAAGUUGAUCAGAUAUAUCUGUCCAUGAGAACAUUACUGGUACAUGAUACAAUUAUGUACUUAUCAUGGUAUAUCGAGGUAGUUGUCUGUUGUGAUUACCAAGGAAAGGAACCAGUGUCCGACCCUCUUCACUGUAUCCAGGAGUCAUUCUGGAAGCCUACGUAACACCGUGACAUUAGUCUGUCACGUGGUAUCAGUCUUAGACUUGGUUAGUUUAUCUCAGAGUAGUGGGAUAUUACCAGACUCUCUAUGUAAAUGUAAAUCCAGUAUUUUCGACUGUUAACCGGUUAACAUUGUUUAUCAUUGUUUUGUUGAGACUAUUGGGGUUUUAAAUGAUUGCUAUUAUUAUCUUUCGUGGAAUGUUUAUUAUCUUACAUUCUCUGAAAUAAUCGUUGUAUAUUUCUUGUGUGAAAUUCACGCUUGCGCUUUAGUUUUUGUUUCGUUUGUUUGUUUUUUUUCUCUUAAGUUUCCGAUCACUUACUUACGUUAUUAACGUACACUACACAUCCCGAUUAUUGUUAGUAGUGUUAAAUAUGCCAGUGUUUCUAACUGUUUCUUGUUAAUUAUUUGUGUAUAUUUACAUCUCUCCCUUCUUCAGCUUAGAAAACUCUGACUGUGAAUAAAUUGGAGUAUACGCAGUGAAAAGGCUCAGCGGAUUAAUACGCGCGGGAAUUGGUAACAUAAUCAUGACGUCGUCUCUUUGUGACGUUACCUGUUACGGCGCCUGUUCAGCACAAUUUUAGUGUUUUCUCCUGUUACACGAUGAUUUCUGUAACAAAACAAAAACAAAACAAAAGAAAGAAAAAAUCGUCACACGAGUAUUUAAUCAAAAAAAUAAACCGAAUAUUGCGGAAAUGGGUGCAUAUUUAACUUCUCCACGAGAUAAGCUAUCUAUCAAUAACAGAUGACUGAAGCGUACAGUAACAUUUGACCACGUCACUGCUAAAUCUGUGUUAAUACACGGUUAGCUUGAUAACCAUAGUUAAUCCGAGACGGAACUUGCGUUUUGUAACUAUACCAAUUAAUGUAUUAACAAAAAUGUUGGCAGCCUUCCAAUGUGUGUUAAAAAAUGUUGGGUUCUCUCUUUAAAGUUUGUUAAUAACACUGGUGUCAUUGCAUAGAUUCACUGGAACUAUAUCAUCUUGCCAACCACAGCUGUCGUAAUUACCGACGUCGCAACACGGUAUUUCAACGAAUUGUUUGAUGUAAAUAUAUGUAUUGAACGUUGUUAAAACACCAUUCAUUCCCUAUAUAUAGUCUGGUGUUGUCCAUGUAUUGUAUGUAUCGAUCUGGGUGUUUAAUAAACGCCUGUUUUGUUCUGA
Pecten maximus is the source of this 3655-nucleotide messenger RNA. RefSeq names its product potassium voltage-gated channel subfamily C member 3-like. Gene Ontology annotation, molecular function: voltage-gated potassium channel activity. The coding region runs from base 831 to 2123 and encodes 430 amino acids. The record is from RefSeq and is a predicted model, not a curated record. Gene Ontology annotation, biological process: potassium ion transmembrane transport; protein homooligomerization. The transcript is spliced from 2 exons. NCBI's taxonomy places the organism in Eukaryota, Metazoa, Mollusca, Bivalvia, Pectinida, Pectinidae. Gene Ontology annotation, cellular component: membrane; voltage-gated potassium channel complex.